Myiozetetes cayanensis is the source of this 1125-nucleotide messenger RNA. RefSeq names its product helicase SRCAP-like. Bases 190 to 1110 code for a protein of 306 amino acids. Gene Ontology annotation, cellular component: Swr1 complex. Gene Ontology annotation, molecular function: histone binding; ATP hydrolysis activity. Lineage: Eukaryota; Metazoa; Chordata; Aves; Passeriformes; Tyrannidae. The record is from RefSeq and is a predicted model, not a curated record. The transcript is spliced from 7 exons.
CUGGAGCGGCGUCGCCGUCGGGGCCGCUCGGAGCGUUUGGAGCGUCUGGUGCGGCUGAACGAGCAGCGCUGCGGCCUCAGCCCCAUCUACGGAGCUGAAGUGCUCGACUUCCUCACCCUGCCCCCCAAAAAACCCCCCCCGGGCAGCGCCCUGGGCAGGGCCGUGCUCGGAGUGCCCGACAGGUUCCAGAUGAUGAAGCCCCUGCUCGAAAGGUUCCUGGUGACGGUGCCCCCCGUGGCGUCCCGGGGGGUUUCCCUGCACAGCGCCCGCCCCCCGCCCUGGGGGCAGCGGCAGCGCCAGCGCCUCGAGCAGCGCCUGCUCCACCAGCUGGGGGGGCCCCUGGGGGGGCUCCUGGGGGGGCCCCGCACCCACUUCCCAGACCCCCGCCUCGUCCAGUACGACUGCGGUAAGCUGCAGACCCUGGACGUGCUGCUGCGGGGGCUGAAGGCGGGCGGGCACCGCGUGCUCAUCUUCACGCAGAUGACGCGGAUGCUCGACGUGCUGGAGCGGUUCCUCACCUUCCACGGGCACCUCUACCUGCGCCUCGACGGCUCCACCCGCGUGGAGCAGAGACAGGCGCUGAUGGAGCGCUUCAACGCCGACAAGCGCAUCUUCUGCUUCAUCCUCUCCACGCGCAGCGGCGGCGUCGGCGUCAACCUGGCAGGUGCCGACACCGUCGUGUUCUACGACAGCGACUGGAACCCCACCAUGGACGCGCAGGCGCAGGACAGGUGUCACCGCAUCGGCCAGACCCGAGACGUCCACAUCUACAGGUUGAUCAGCGAGCGGACGGUGGAGGAGAACAUCCUGAAGAAAGCCAAUCAGAAGAGGAUGUUGGGGGACAUGGCCAUCGAGGGGGGCAACUUCACCACUGCCUACUUCAAACAGCAAACGAUCCGGGAGCUGUUCGACAUGAGCCCCGACGGGGACAAGGACGGGGACGGGGACCCCAAAGGUGACCCCAAAGGUGACCCCAAAGGAGACCCCAAAGGAGACCCCAAAGGUGACCCCAGAGGUGACCCCAAGGACAGGGGGGACAUCAGAGGGGACCCCCCGAGGACGAGGAGGACGCGGCGGCCACGAGGGGCACCCACAUCCUGGAGCAGGUGAGGGGACAGCAGGUGA